Brassicogethes aeneus is the source of this 579-nucleotide messenger RNA. The record is from the annotation of a GenBank genome assembly. NCBI's taxonomy places the organism in Eukaryota, Metazoa, Arthropoda, Insecta, Coleoptera, Nitidulidae.
UGUUGGUAUAAAAGCAUACGUGGUUGCUUAGGGUUUCAGUUCAGUUUUAAAACUAAUUAAGUAAGUUUAGCAGUGUGAGUGUGAAAAAUAAAGGGAUUAACAAUAAAAAAUGCAACAAGUUAUUGUAUUUGCCGUUUUGGUAGCUGCCACCCACGCUGGAGGAAUAGGUUUAGGUCUAGCGCCAAUUGGUUUAACAAAACAAAUUGCAGUGGAUUUAUCGGCUCCGGCAAAUUAUGAGUUCAAAUACGGCGUAGGAGACCCCAAAACUGGCGAUCAAAAAGAACAAUCCGAAGUGAGAAAAGGUGACACUGUGGUUGGAGAAUACUCCUUGGCUGAACCAGAUGGCACAAUCAGAGUGGUAAAGUACACAGCCGACCCAAUCAACGGAUUUAACGCUGUGGUAUCGAGAAUAGGAAAAGCUGUCCACCCUGUUAUUGUCAAACAAAUAGCUACCGUCCCAAUUGCCACCAAAACAUUAGGACUUGGUCUGGGUGGAAUUGGAGGAAUCGGCCUUGAUGGAGGCCUGGGACUAGGAAAACUCUUGUAGACGAUUUAAACUUUAUAUUAUACCGACUGACC